GCGAAGGGAAGUGUCCAAGGCUCGCAGUUCUCUCUCUCUCUGUGUGUCUGUGUCUGUCUGCUUUCUCUAACAGCUAUCCCUGGAUCUCCAGGUCCCCACAUUCAGACAAACCCAAGAUUGCUGUUCCAGCUUUACCUCAAACGCUUGAAGAGUUGGAUUGGAGCCAUCCCGAAGGAGCCCUGGAAAAAGAUGGAUUCAGGAUCUGGUGCCAUCAGCAGAGCCAUGCUCCUGUUCUGGCUGUGGGCUGGCGCUGGCUGUGCGAUGCAGCUCUGUGUGGAGAAGAUGCCGCAGGGAAAGGGCGCGGCGCGGUGCGGAGUCCAGCUGCUGUCCUCCAGCCCCGAGGUGCAGUGGUUCCGGGGGCCGCACAAGGUGCUGCCGGAUCAGUCCCACUCGCUGCUCUAUGGGGGCAGCGUCCUGCAGAUCGGCAUCAACAGCCCCGUCGCGGGCACCGUCUACACCGGCCGCCACUCGGGCUCGGGGGCCGAGGCUACUGUCGACAUCGGGCCGACCUGCGGCUUCACCGGCGUCUCCUGCCAAUCAGACAGUUCUUGUCAGCGUUACCAGACUGUGAAGUGUGUCCUAACUGGGCUGUUCCUGUCGCUUUGCCUCUCAGCUUUGGCCGUCACAUUCUAUCAUUGCAGAGAGCAAUCCAGUCCCGCUCUAAAGGAAUGGAAACCCAGAUCAGGCACAGAUGCGAUUUAUUCCGACUUGAAGGAGGUGACAUCUGAGGGCGACCAGGCCCAGCCUGGGGCCUCAGGCCAAGGGGUACAGGCCGAGCCAAGUGGCUCCUCAGAAGUGAUGGUGGAGGCCGAGGCCGGGCCUCGCCAAAGCCUGAAGGAACAGGCCGAGGCCGGGCCUCGCCGAAGCCUGAAGGAGCAGGCCGAGGCUGAGCCGCGCCGAAGCCUGAGGGUGCAGGCCAAGGUCGGGCCGGGUACGACCCAGGCAGAGAGGCAGGAAGCUCCUGUAUACACCAGCCUGACGAAACAACCGAAAGAAGCGGAAUACCAACUCCUCAGACCAGAGGGACAGGGAGGUGAAAGUGCAGUGACUUACUCAGCAGCUAGCGACGAGGUGACGGUUCAGGACCCGUGAGGCAACAAGCCAAGGUUGUGAGGUCGUGAAGGGAGGUGCUCAAAAGCUCAGCCAAACCCCACAAAAAAUCGAUUAUUCAAAAACCCAAUUCUCUCAAUAUCUCCCGGGGUAUCUGUUAUUCUGUAUAUAACCCACCCUGAACCCCUCGGUUAGAUUCCAGUCUGUAACUCCCUCCCGGGGUAUCUGUUAUUCUGUAUAUAACCCACCCUGAACCCCUCGAUUAGAUUCCAGUCUGUAACUCCCUCUUGGGGUAUCUGUUAUUCUGUAUAUAACCCACCCUGAACCCCUCGAUUAGAUUCCAGUCUGUAACUCCCUCUUGGGGUAUCUGUUAUUCUGUAUAUAACCCACCCUGAACCCCUCGGUUAGAUUCCAGUCUGUAACUCCCUCCCGGGGUAUCUGUUAUUCUG
This is a messenger RNA of Stegostoma tigrinum, 1499 nucleotides long. RefSeq lists its product as uncharacterized. The transcript is spliced from 5 exons. Bases 190 to 1092 code for a protein of 300 amino acids. Lineage: Eukaryota; Metazoa; Chordata; Chondrichthyes; Orectolobiformes; Stegostomatidae. The record is from RefSeq and is a predicted model, not a curated record.